GACGUAAAUAAAUAUAAACAAAAACUUGAAAAAAAUAAGCCAGCAACUACAAGCACACACUCCGAUUAUGGAAGGCUCCAAAAGUGCAUUGGAGACAGCAUCGCCAACGGAUUACGAUGGUCUUGGCGGUUUUGGUGGUGCAAGUGCUGGUGCUGGUGGUGCUAGUAUUGGUGGUGCUAGCAUUAGUGGUGCUGGUAGCGGUUCCGAGAAUCUGGCACCCAUUACACAGAAACGUGCUAAGCCCUAUCUUAAGAAAUUCGUACAACCCGAUUCAGACGAGGAAUUCGUUGGUGAUCCCCGUAAUCUAUAUAAUGUCCAUGAAUCAUGGCGCACUCUACUAUCGAUGUCCACGUGUCAAAAGGUCAUGGUGACGGAAGCUGCACAAAAGGCACUUAAAAUUGAGGUGGGCGUAAAUGUUACACAAGAGUUUCCCUGGAAGCAAGUGCAAUUCAAAGAUCUGAGAGAUAUCCUGUUCGAAGAGCUGGAAAAUGUGGCCGAGCUAACGAAAAUGUUUCGUGGUUUCAAUCCAGAACACUAUAUCUUAAUUGGUUACUGCCCGAUUUUAACCGAAUCCGACGAUGAUCCGCCCGAGGGAGAUCCCUUCAUAUUCUUCAUUAGCGGCAAAGAGGCCAAACUAGCCAUGGGCAUUAUCCAGAAUAUGGAAGCCUUCGAACGUUGGCGCAUGCGUCGUCGUCUACGCAAAAAGCCAAGGCGUUGGGUAAGCCAGGGCACUGAAGAUGAAAUGGAAAUACUUGUUGAACGUUUUCGAGACGAGCCUGUCGACGUGGAGAUCCAGAGUGUCUAUCCCAUUCAGGAACCAAAGCAUGUGGCCUUCGACUAUCGAAUGGCACGUGAUGUGCGUGAUGGUGUUAUCGAGCUAUUACCGAAUGAGAACAUCAAAUUUGACAAUAUCAUCAAGAGGCGCAUUACAGUCGCUGUGCAAUCAGCUCCGGCUCGUGUUGAUCGGGAACAGCAAACAAAUCCAACGUUUCCCUCAAACGCCUGGUCACAGUAUCUAUAUGAAAUCGAUGAUGCAGAUCUGGAGCUCGAUGAGUCAGAGGUCGAGGAGGAAGAUGGCAAAGCAAAGCCAACCAGUCGUAAUCCUACUCCACUGCCGGAAGAGGUUGUCGACAAGCCGCCACCGGAAAUGUCAGACCAAAUAAAUUUGCUACUCAACACACUGGAGUUUAAUCAGAUUGAUAGUUAUCGCAAUGAUUAUCAGUUAAUAUCCAGCAAACAGGUGGUUCAAUAUACCAAUCCUUACCUACAGGAAUUCAUUUGCUUUGCCAACAUCUCGAAGAGCAACAAACGCUUUGUAGCCGGCUAUGAUUGGUAUCCCAAUAUGUCGGGAUUGAUUGCCGUUUCGUAUGCCUUUAGUACUCUGGCAACUACCAAUUUGGCCUCCAGUCGAGUUGACUGGGUACAGCGUGCCGUAUUGGAGCCCAAUCCGGUGCUGCUUUGGAGCUUUGCCGAUAAUCUUAACUAUAAGCUGGAAUUUGAGGCACCGUUCGAGACAACCUCGUUGACAUUUUGUCCACACAAUGGCGAUCUUCUAUUGGGUGGCAGCACAAAUGGUGUGGUCGUUGUCUGGGAUCUUCAGGGUCGCUGCGAACAUCUCGACGAUGAGGAAUACUUGACAGCUGCUCAAGCCAAAUAUCGGACACUUAUUGGAGAGUUUCUUAAAUGGACCAUAGAGCUAAAAGAGAAUGUUGUAAUACCACCGGCAACUCUGUCAACAAUGGAAACCUCACCGAAUGGUGCCAUUACAGGAUUUUACUGGCUGGGCAAGCAUUUCUAUAUUAACAAUCAUGGCAAGGUCUACAACGAUGCCGAUCAACGCAAUCAUUACAAGUUCUUUAUCACUUGUGCCUUUGAUGGCACUGUCAGCUUCUGGGAUCUGGACGGCAGUGGCUCUAAAAAGCAGAGGGAUAAAAUGCGUGCUCGCAUGUUACCCAAAGAGUUGACCCAAAGUGAAUCGAAUUUCAAGAACAAGACAAUCACGCCUACCUAUAAUCUGAGUUUUAAUGAGCCGCUAACAAGCAUAAUUGCCGACACAUCGGUUUUCUCCAUUCAGACACCAGCCCCCAAGGUAAUCAAUGCGUUUCCCGCAAACUAUCCCAUCAGUCUGCAGCCAAAGGAUCCGCCCAGUCUGCGCCAGAGCAUGAUAUUGUCCACAUUCUAUGGGCAUAUUCAUCGUGUCGACUGGAUUGGCAUCUACACAGAUGGCGAUGCCAAGGAACAGGUGAACAGUGCAGUGCAAUUUGCCCAGGUGCACGAUGGACCCGUGCUAUCGAUGCGUAAAAAUCCAUUCUACCCGGAAUUAUUUGCCUCCAUUGGACGCAAUGUGUUUGCCGUGUGGAAAGAGGACUUCAGCUAUUCACCCAUAUUCUGGCGCAAAAGACCUUGUGAUCUCACUGCGGUGGCAUGGAGUGAAACGCGUCCUGCGGUUCUAUAUCUGACGCGUAGUGAUGGCAUUCUAGAGGCAUGGGACAUCUUGGCUCGCGAUGAUGAUGCCUGUUUGAAUGAGAUUCUUGGCGGUGGAGUUAUAACGGCUAUAACCGAGCAUCGGCCUUCAUUGCCUUAUAAAAUUCUUGGCAUUGGGGAUUACAAUAGCAGCAUACGGAUGGUGAAAUUGCCACAUACCUUCGAUGUGCCAUUGGACAAUGAACUGCAAAAGCUAAUGGACUAUGUGCUAAAAGAAGAACGUCGUAAAAUUGGAAUACAGGCAUGGGAGCAAAAAUACUAUGAGCUUAACAAGGAUAUUAUUGAGGUUAAGCGCGAGGCCGAACAGGAGGCUCAAAAGGAAAUGGAACGCAUUGAACGUGAAGAGCAGCUAAAUGCCCGCAAACGGCAGGCAGAUGAGGAAGAGGAGAAAUCGGCCAACAAUAAACCACUCACCAGUCUGCCUUAUAACGAGCGCAUGGCUCGCGUGUGGGAUGAUCUAAAUCUAAAUCGCAUGAUGACCAUUCUAAUGUCACGCAAACGCAUGGAUCCCGAGAAACUGGCACGUGAAACGGCUCUGGAAAAGGAACGGCUCAGUUAUGAGGCGGCCAAAAAGGAGUCGCAUUUAAAACUCCUUCAGACCAUUGACAACGAAGUGGCCAGUAUACGAGCACGUAUUCUGCCCGCUGAAGUGCCGGAUAUGCAACGCAGCGAAAUGAUUGAGGAGAGGGUUAAAUGUGAACUACUUCUAGCCGAUUCCUAUGAGGAUGUGGCCAAGGAGUCAUUCGAAAUGUUGAGUAUGUUUAACGAAUUCAAGACUAUCGAUUACAUUGAGUUUCUGGAGCGUGGACGACAACGUCGACAAUUGUUGGAUCAAUCGCUGGGCGGUAAUACAGAUCGCAUACUCUGGUAUCAGGAAAAGGUCAAGAAUAUGCAAUUGGAUGAAUGUAAUUUCGGUUAUGAUUUUCUCUAUUCGGGUCUAAGUGAGCAAACCGAGAACGAUGGGCAAUCAUCUUCAACAAAUCGAAAAACAGAUACUUUAAUGUACGAAUCGGUAGAUGGAGAAGAGGAGGAGGCUGAUUAAUUUAAAUACUGUGUAAAACAUUAAAUGCCAAUUGAGUAAAUA
Molecule: messenger RNA, 3568 nt
Organism: Drosophila willistoni
Lineage: Eukaryota; Metazoa; Arthropoda; Insecta; Diptera; Drosophilidae
Gene: mmm
Product: dynein axonemal intermediate chain 3
Exons: 6
Coding region: 68-3526 (1152 amino acids)
Biological process (GO): cilium movement involved in cell motility; inner dynein arm assembly
Cellular component (GO): inner dynein arm
Molecular function (GO): dynein light chain binding; dynein heavy chain binding
Source: RefSeq, a predicted model, not a curated record